CGUGAUAGUAAGGGGAAGAACAUGCGAGAGGACCGCGCAGUGGGGCCUGUUCAGAGGGUCCCGCCGCGCUUCUUCAUUGCACAUUUGGGUUCGUCCAGCGGGGUCCGCCGCGCGGGUCCAUUGCUCAUUUAGGCUCGAGUGCGCACGAGGUGAUAAUUCUUCGAUCUGUGCCCGGAUAUUCGCAGUUGGCUUCGGGCGCAACCGCGAUAGGAUGGAAUUGGCGCAGUGGUCGUCCAUAUUCGACGCCGCGGCAGUGGGCGGAGAGAUUGCGUCCCCUGGGGUGGCGGGGCUGCAGCUUUUUCUGCAAGGGCACGGCGUGCGCGUGGAGGAGGAGCAGCUCGGCGACGCGUUCACGUGCCACUCGUGGGAGCCGUCGCACACUUUUUCGAAAAACGAUUUCAUCGAGCUCAUGCGAGUUGCGGCGCAGGUACAGAACGACGCACUAUUCCGUCGCAUCUCAGAUCGUGUGGACAGCCAAGAGUUCCCCUGUGUGCAGCCAUCGGACUUGGAGGAGGGGGUGGCGCAAGAUGCCGCCAAGGCUGCCCUGGAGUUUGUGCUGAAAACCGAGCAGGUGGAGGUGCAGUCCUACGUCGACCAGCAGUGCGCGGAGUUCCGGGCGGCGCCCCCGACGGACGAGGACAUCCCCGAGCCCGUCCGCAGGGCAAAGUUCAUGUAUAGCUCCUUCUACGGCCUGGUGGUCGACUUCCACCUCCAGAAAUCUUACGAGAGUAAGCAGCUUCGCCACUGGUUCACUGACUGCGUGUUUGUCCCGGUGAUCCCUGUCGCCAGCAUCGGGGACGCGACGAAGCGUUCCGCCGCUGCCGCGGCCGCAGCACAGAUGACGCCCGCGCUCGUGGGCGUGCUCGACAAGAAAGCGUGGGCUGGGUGGGAUGUCUUGACGAGGCACGUCCAGCCAUCUCCCGACAUGUUCGGCUGGUGGGAUUCAUGACGGCGGAGUGCUUUGCGGUGAUGGCCGACGUCGUCAGCGCGGCGCCGUCCGCUGGCGAGCUCAGCGAGGGGGGCGGGUCGCAAGGGCUGGCGCAGCCCGCCUUCGUCCCGCGGGUUGCCCCCCAGGAUGUCGCCGGCGCUGACGUUCCGGAGCUGGGGGGAAUCCGUCAGGGCAUGACCCGUGACGAUGGCGUAGCCACGGAAAAUGCCGUGGAGAAAAUGUGGACAGAGUACAGGUCUAGUUUAUCCCCGAGUAUUCAAGCCCUCCUGCCGAGCGCGCCGACAGAGGCGUUCUGGCACGAGAACUAUUAUGCAGUGGCUGCUGAGAUAGUAGCGGAUCGGGCGAUGGCGGAGUCGGCGGCGGCGCGUGCGAGGUUCACGCCGAGAGUGCCCCCUGCCGACGCAGUCGCUGCAAAUGUCCAGGAGUGCGAGGAGAUCGCUCGGUCCAUGACUGAGGAGGACGGCGCGGCUGUCGAGGUUGCCGUGGAGAAGAUGUGGCACGACUACGCGUCUGCAUUCCCGGGCAGCAUCCGGUCUCUCUUGCCGCCGGCGCCCGCGCAGGAGUUCUGGGAGGAGAAGUACUGCGAGGUGGCCGCGCAGAUUAUGGGCAGCCGGGCGUCCGCCCUGGCGAGUGCGCUGGAAGCGCGGGCGCGCCCGCCCACUCUGCCGAUGGGCCGGCGGACUAUCAGGACCCGCCAGUUUGCCUCGUGCUGUUCCCCCUUGAGCCGACUGUCAGGGGAGCGCGUUGGCCGCGCCACCAGGUUGUCAGCGUGCGCCCCGCGGGCUCGGAGGGACAAGGCUUUGUGGUGCACAGUACCACGAGGGCCGAUCCUAGUUAGUCUCAGGCAGUUUUUUUUUAUUUUGACGUGCGGGCUCCUUGAUACGUGCUUCAUGCCGAUUUCACAAGCAGCGUCUCCAUGCUCGCUGUUUCUUUGGCGAGAGUGACAAGAGGAGAGAAGACGACACGCAGGAGCAGGAGUAAGAGGGCUCACUUCCUUCUUUCUGUCCUCCGCUGAAGCAUGGCCUGCUGGCGAGUGGCGCGUCGGCCGCUGUUCGUCCUUCCGACGUGCAAGCCGCAAGUCGGAGGCAAAGACGUAGCAAAUGAUUUGAUGUUUCGCGGACGGGACACCAGGGCGCAGUAUAUGUACACAAGUUCUCGAUCAGCCCCGAGCGGCCGGCUAGUGCGUGACGCAGCGUUCUCCUAAUGCAGCCUUUGUCCAGGAAGUCUCCGUGUGAUUUGCAUGCCAGCCGUGCUCUCGGCCCGUCGCCCUCGCGUAUGCUGCCGUGACGCCUCGCAGAGGGCGUCCCAGGAGUUCCCG
Molecule: messenger RNA, 2267 nt
Organism: Prorocentrum cordatum
Lineage: Eukaryota; Dinophyceae; Prorocentrales; Prorocentraceae
Source: the annotation of a GenBank genome assembly